AAACGCUUUAUAUACAAUUUUUUAUAUUUCACGAAUUCGAAUCUCAGUCAUCAAAAUGCGCUUCACCAUCGCCACCGUUUUGGCCUUUGCCGCCCUUUCCUUCGCACAGAUCACGCCCAACGUCGCCGGCGCCAAAAAUGUCGGAGCCGGCAACGGCGCCCAGUUCAUUACUGGUGGAUGUGUCAGCAAUGCCGAUUGCUCUUCCGCAUGCUGUGCCGACGCCUCCGGCAAGGGAGUCUGCAGUGCCGAGGCCGCACAAUUCCAGAACGGAAAGAACGGAUGUGGCUUCCAGGACCCGAACGCUCAGGCUACGAUUGCUGCAGCGAAAGCUCAGGUUCAGAAGCAGGGAUUCAAGAAGGUCAAGAGAGCAACAUGCUAGAUGCUGCAUAACAGGAAGUAGAGUGAUUGGAUAGCCU
This is a messenger RNA of Paraphaeosphaeria sporulosa, 416 nucleotides long. RefSeq lists its product as uncharacterized. The record is from RefSeq and is a predicted model, not a curated record. Lineage: Eukaryota; Fungi; Ascomycota; Dothideomycetes; Pleosporales; Didymosphaeriaceae. The transcript is spliced from 2 exons. The coding region runs from base 56 to 379 and encodes 107 amino acids.